Molecule: messenger RNA, 3140 nt
Organism: Paramisgurnus dabryanus
Lineage: Eukaryota; Metazoa; Chordata; Actinopteri; Cypriniformes; Cobitidae
Source: RefSeq, a predicted model, not a curated record
AGCUGAUAGUUUUACGAACAAACACAGCUUAUGAGAUCUGUUUAUAAUCUACACUGAAUAUCUUUAUUAAAUCUGUUCUUAAUGGAAUCAACAGCAGGAUGAAGAAGACUUUUACAAUCAUUAUUUUAUUUCUCUUGUGUGAAGAUGUGUUUGGUGAUCCAGAUGUGAAGUCAUUGUCAGUGAUGGCUGGUGGUUCAGUUACUCUAUACACUGAUAUUACUGAGCUACAGGAGGAUGAUGUGAUCUUGUGGAGGUUUGGAGAAGGUGAAUCUAAAAUUCUUUUUGCUGAAAUUACAAUAAAUACGAUCUGGUAUGCACGAGGGAGUUUCAAAGACAAACUGCAGAUAUCGGACAGUCAGACUGGAGAUCUCACCAUCAAGAACAUGAAGAUCAAAAACUCUGGACUCUAUGAAGCAGAGAUCAAUCUUGACACUGAAACAGUAUACAAGAGAUUUAAUGUUACUGUCAGUGAGUCUCCUUCUGUUAUCAAUGAUGGACCAAGUGAAGUAGCAUCUUUUACAGUGACGGAGGGUGAAUCUCUUGUUUUAUCCUGUAAUGUUCAAACACAAAGAGAUGAUCUGAUACUGUGGAGGUUUGGAGAUGAAAGCGUUCUCAUAGCUGAAGUUGAUAUGGAAGACAAUAAGACUUCAGUAUUUGAUGAUGAUGGGAGAUUCAGAGACAGACUGAAGCUGAAUGAUCAAACUGGAGAUCUCACCAUCACUGACUGCAAACCUAAACACAGUGGAGUUUAUCAGCUAAAGAUCAUCAGUAACAAACAAACUUUAUACAAGAUAUUCAGUGUUAUUGUCAGGGAAUCAGGUUCAUCUUCAGGUGGUAUAGCAGGAUUAUGUGUUUUCUUCCUAUUGGUUAUUGCUGCUAUUAUUGCUGCUGGAUUGAUUUUUCAUCGUCGCAAGAUCUCUAAACUCAAACAUGAAGUGAAGUCAGUAUCAGUGAAAGGAGAUCAGGCUGAUGUUGAUGUGAUCGAUGAUCUCGAAGUGAAGUCUGUAUCAGAAGUGAAAGGAGAUCAGGCUGUUUCUCUAUGUACUUCAAAAGAGAAAGAUGGACGGAAAUGUUUUGUGCAAAGCAGAGUAAGGGAAGCAGAAAGGAGAGCUGAUGAGUUUAAGGAAGAUGUUGCUGUGAAAGAUGAAGUGAAGUCAGUAUCAGCAGUGAAAGGAGUUCAGGCUGCCAAAGCUUCACAAAUCCUUCAGAAGCCACAGAACUCAGUAACAAACAAAGUUGAUGAAAACAUUCAGAAGCGGCAGAACUCAUAUGUUGAUGUGAAAAAUGAAGUGAAGUCAGUGCCAGUGAAAGGAGAUGAGGCUGCCAAAGUUAAUUUAAACUUUCUGAAGCGGCAGAACUCAGGAACAGACAAAGUUGAUAAAAAGCGUCUGAAGCAGCAGAACUCAGUCUGCGCUGAUGUUAUAAAUGAAGAGAUGAUCAGAAUAGGAAAGACAGGGGGAUCUGUGACUUUAGACACUUGUGUUACUGAAAUACAGAGAGAUGAUGAGAUACUGUGGAUGUUUGGAGAUAUGACUAUAGCUCUAUACACUGGAGACACUAAUGAAUAUACAUUAAAUAAAACUGACGAGAGAUUUAAAGACAGACUGGAGAUGAACCAUCAGAGCGGAGAUCUCACCAUCAGAGCCUUCAGAUCUGAAUACACUGGAGUUUAUAAAGUACAGAUCAAGAACAGCAGCGGGAACAAAGAGAGAAAAUUCAUUGUUGCUUUCUCCGUGCGACCUACGAUGGGAUGUGUUAUUCUAAGCACUAAAGUUAAAAUAGAGGAAGGUGAUGCAGUGAAGUGGACUUCAAAAGAUAAAACCUCUCUUGUAAGUGGAAUGAAUGGAGACGACAGCAAGACUUCAUAUACAGAUGAUGAGAGAUUCAGAGAGAGACUGAAGAUGAACGCUCAGACUGGAGAUCUCAUCAUCAGAGAUAUCAGACAGACAGAUGAAGGAGUUUAUACACUAAAACUGAUCAAAGCUGAUGGAAAAAUCACAUACAGAAUAUUUAAUGUUGAAGUCACUGAGACAAUCAGAAAAAGAAAGCUAAAGAAAUCUGUCCCUUUAUACACAAAAACACAGAGACAUGAUGAGAUUGGAGAUACAACAUCGAUGUUGGGAGAUGCAGGAGAUUCAGCAGAUGUCAGUGAAGAAUCAGUGGCGGUUAAUAUGCCUUUACUGAACAAAGUUAGAUCCUCAUCAGUAAUGUAACAUCAUCAUCAUCAUCAUCAUCUACAGCAACAAAUCUGUUUUACUGCUUUCUGUUAAAACAAGAAAUUAACCCUCUGUGUGCUGUUGAACUCACAUUAUGAUAAACAGAGAUACAAAUUUUCAUUUAUUUGCAACUAAAUGUGUUUGCGCAUUAAAGACACUGAAUUUUCAGCUCAUGUAUUAUGGACGUCUUCAGGUGUUCAGUUGUACAGAGACUUUGUUGAAUUUUUUUUUUGCUUUUUUAUUCACCACACAUUCACAUCUGGAGAGAUGACAGGACUGCAAACAGACAAAUUUGAGAUCGGUUUUUGCUUUCUCGGACUCGUCUCGGACUCGUUCCUUCAAAGGCUCGGUCUCAAACCACAGUGAGAAGAGAAGGACUCGUAAUUUCAGACUGAGUCCUCGAGACCAACGCAUUUUACUAUGUUCAUAUAAAAAACCACACAACACAUAACAAUAAUAAUAAAAUGCAAUGUUGACAGGCAUUAUUUGAAAAUGACUUCCCAUGGUAGAUACUGCCAUCAGAGCCGUUUAUUUAUAAACUGAACGAACUUAAACAAGACAAAAAAACAAAACUUUGUAUACUGUGAAAGAUAAAGAUGAAUGAGAUGAAGGAAGUGACAUCACACAUGUAGUUCAUCAUCUAUAUCACAUGACUCUUGAUGACUCUUGAACACAUCAUUUUCUUUUUAUAUUUUCUUUUUAUAUUUUGUGUAUUUUUAUUUCACUGUUCUUACAGGAGUUAAUUUUGUGAUCUUUAAACUUUACUUUCACUUUCAUUUUAAAAGAAUAUUAAACAUGUUUGACUGUCAUUGUAAAAUGUUUAAGUUGAUUUUCAGAUGGACUGUUGUUUCUGUUUUACACAUUCACACAUUUAUAUCAGUAGAAAAGAUCUAUCAACUUUUUUGUCACUUUGUCCACACCACA